UCGUGUGGCGAGAAUCAUCUCCGUCCGGACGAGGACGCACCGCGCACCGCGCACCGCGGCUGCAGGGCGGCUUGAAAUGAAGGCCGUCAUCUUCGUCGCCGUGGUCUGCUUGGCGUUGGCGGCGGUGCAGGCACUGCGCUGUCGCAUGGAGGAAGACGCGGCCGGCGAGGAGGACUACAGGGAGGCGGUGCGCAUCUGCAUGAGCAACGUGUCCAACGACUGGGAGCUGGCGGGGGGCGACAGGCACGGCGACAGGCACGGCGACAGGCACGGCGGCAAUGGUGGCGGCGGUCGCGGCAGCCAUCGCCAGGAGCAGCGCAGGACGUACAACCGAGGUCCGACGUACCAGUCGGGUGACGGGGACGACUACGGGGACUCCGACAAUCGGCAGGGCGGCCAGCGAGGAGACCGCGGAGGCUACGGGAGUAACAGCUGCGACGCGAACUCUGGUGGUGACAACGGGCAGAGAGGAGGUAACAACAUGCAGGGCAGCAGCAACAACAACAACAAUAACAACAACAACGGUGGCGAUGGCAGUUCCCGAGGAGACUCGGGUGGGUCGCGCAAGGGUGGCCGUGGCGGAAGCAGCAGUAGCAACAGGGGCAGCAGGCCGCGGACCAGGAGAGCGGUGCGACGACGCGGAGGAGACGCGUCCAUGUUCGACCAGGUGGACGCGUGCAUCGUUCAUUGUAUAUUCCGGCAGAUGAAAAUGGUAAAUGAAAACUCACACCCUGAUAAGAGUUCUGUCGUGAGCGCCAUGACCCAGCGCAUUCGGGAUCCGGAGCUGAAGGACUUCAUACAGGAGUCCAUUCAUGAGUGCUUUGAUAUUCUCAUGUCAGGCAAUAUAGGAGGAAGAUGUGACUUUGCCAAAAAUCUUGCUUUAUGCCUUGAAGAAAAGGGGAGAAGACACUGUGAGGACUGGAAUCAUGACAUGAAUGCCAGCCGGCAAAAUAAGGCAGAUAGAGGCUCUGGUCAACAGAGGCCACCAAGGCAACACUCUGGUGCUUAUCAAGGAUGAGAGGGGACAAAGUAAGACAGCGAAAGAAC
This is a messenger RNA of Thrips palmi, 1047 nucleotides long. RefSeq names its product general odorant-binding protein 71 (gene Obp59a). The record is from RefSeq and is a predicted model, not a curated record. Lineage: Eukaryota; Metazoa; Arthropoda; Insecta; Thysanoptera; Thripidae. The transcript has 8 exons. Bases 77 to 1018 code for a protein of 313 amino acids. Gene Ontology annotation, molecular function: odorant binding.